GUGCAAGGGACAUUUACGAAGGUAAUUUCUUCGACCGUGGGACAGUGUUAAAGCUCUGGCAUCGAUUACUGUGUAAAGUGAAGUGUGAAGUUUCUGAGGGUGGCGUUCGUGUGGGGAAGGGGCGUGCUGAGCGAUGGAAAACGUGGAGGAAAUGGCCGAUCAGCAGUCGCUCGGUGAGCCGAUGCAAGAUUCGGUCGAUUCGCCAGCUGCGUCUACGCAUGCCGGCCUCAGCAUGUCGCCGGCGGAGCUCAGCCCCACUAUUUCACGGCAGGCCGUGACUGGCUCGGUGACCACUUCGCACGAGUCGCUCGGCGAGUCUACAUCAACUCACAUCAAGGAGGAGCUGCCGUCUGCGUCCGAAGACUUGUCGGAACACUCGGUCGACAUCAAGCAGGAGACGCUCUCUGUGAUAGUGCAGCCACACGAAGACUCGCAGGACUCGGAGCUGCUGAGUCCGGGAAAACUUUCUCCGACUUCGGGAAUUUCAGUCAGUGUCGCAAGCAUGAUCGACGCCACAGAUUUCCGCACUUUGCAGCCGGAGCCGACGUACCAGACGCUGACGUCCGUCAACGGCAGGAUGUCACCUCCCGGUUUCAGCCCCAGUUCCUCCUACGCCACGCUGACCCCUCUGCAGCCCCUUCCACCCAUUUCCACCGUGUCGGACAAAUUCGCUUACGGUCACACGAGUAACGUUUCUGGAUCUUUUACAGUAAUGCAAAACAACGGACUCGCCAAUAUAGGCUUGGGCAUGAGUGUCAACUCGCCGUACACGUACGACAAGCUGUCUACGAUGGGGAUGUCGCCGCCGCCGCACUACUCGUCGCCGAACAACGGGCUGGGCACCAUCAACAUCCCGCAGCAGCACUCGCCGCUGUCGCCGCAGAGCACGUACAGCCAGAACGGGCUGCAGUCUCCGCAGAAGAGCCUGUCGCCCAGCGGCUACGACUCGCCGUACACGGUGGGCCGGGCGACGCUCAGCCCGCCGUCGGCGUCGUUGCACUCGCCGCCCAACCCGAUGGUGACGAGUUUCGUGGGCGCCGCGGCGGCGAUGAACGGGAUGGCCACGAUGACGCCGCACCAGUCGCCGCCGCAGCCGCAGCCGCCCCCGCAGCAGCAGGCGCCGCAGCAGCCGCCCCCGCAGCAGCCGCCGCCGCAGCCGCGCGACCGCGUGGCCGUCGCGUCGCCGUCGCCGCCCGCCUUCCAGCAGCAGCAGCAGCCGCAGCCGCCCCCGCAGCAGGCGCCGCCGCCGCCUCCCCAGCAGGUGAAGGCGGGCGCGCCGUCGGGCGGCGGGCUGCUGCCUCCCGGCGUCGGCGUCGGCGUCGGCGUCGGCGUCGGCGUGGGCGUCACGCUGGCGCCCGCCCCCGCCGGCGAGGUCGAGGAGAUCAACACCAAGGAGCUGGCGCAGCGCAUCAGCGCCGAGCUCAAGCGCUACAGCAUCCCGCAAGCCAUCUUCGCGCAGCGCGUCCUCUGCCGGUCACAGGGCACGCUGUCCGACCUCCUCCGCAACCCGAAGCCCUGGUCCAAGCUCAAAUCUGGCAGAGAGACAUUUCGCCGCAUGUGGAAAUGGCUGCAGGAACCCGAGUUUCAACGGAUGUCAGCACUCAGAUUGGCAGCUGCGCAGAUACCACAGCGAGGCACCUGCAAGAGGAAAGACGACCCCCAGAGCCAACCAGAGCACUCACCCGCCCCCAAGAAGCCACGAUUGGUUUUCACCGACCUGCAGCGCCGUACUCUACAGGCUAUUUUUAAGGAAACAAAGAGACCAUCGAAAGAAAUGCAGGUGACCAUUGCACGACAGCUUGGCCUUGAACCGACAACAGUGGGCAACUUUUUCAUGAAUGCAAGGCGUAGAUCAAUGGACAAGUGGAAAGAUGAAGAACCAAGCAAGACAACAGUAGUUCCCGUUGCACAUGAUGGACAGCAGCACUCCCCUGGCACAGCCAUGUCUGGUCACAGUCAACCUCUGCAGCAGCAGCAGCCUGACAUAUUGUGACAUCAUGCAAGCUAUCCAAUGCGAGACCAUCAGCACCAUCAUCUGGUGUUCCUGUGAAGGAAUAUACCAGUGUACUGAAUGCUAUACAGACAAUAUGAAUAGCACCAAGUGACACUUUACCCUGGCAUGUUCCAGAAAAACAGUCAUUUUAAAUUCAUUUUGCAAAAAAGAUGAAUGAAGUGGCUGUAAUGUUACCUGUUUGGUACAGUUUAAAUGUGAGUGAAUGAAAUAUUUUCCUUUAACUACAAUAAAUAAAUAAAUAAAUAAAGAGAGAAAGAAAGAAAGAAACAUUAUGUGACAUCUAGUGAGAAACUCUUGCUCUUAUUUUGAAACUGACCAUGUUUGUAUGAAAAAUAAAUCUAAUGUGAAUGGUGUUGUAUUGAUGUCAUACACACACCUUUAGUUUGAGGCUAAACUGCACACUUGGCUGUGUGGAUGCACGUUCAUGUGCAUAGUCAGACGCAUGUGCACACACACACACUGAUGAAAUCACAGAUGCGUUUUUGUGCUUACAAUUGAAUGCACACAAACAAAAGUGCUUCUGUAUGUGAAUACUUGUGUGUGUGUGCUUAUGUGUGAACAUAUAAACUUGCACAACGUUCAUAGUUUGUGUACAACAUGAUUAGCAAGUAUAUGUACAAGUGAUAAAUUUAAAAGAAAAUAUGAUCUUUUUUGGAAAGAGGAUGUUACUGAGCAAACCUUGGUAAACUGACACAAAAUUCAAUUUCCCUUGUGCCCCUUUUGUGAAAAAAGGACAUUUCUUAGAAAAUAAAUUAAAAGUAAUACCUACAGUCUCAGGGGAUUGUAUAAAAAUAACUCUUUUGGAUAGCGAAGUGUUGGACAAUGUUAUUCUGAUGCUGUUGAGGUGACUUGUUUUUUGUUGGCAUGUGUCCAAAGUGAUUUUAUGCAAAUACCAGUCAGUACCCUCUGAGAAUCAGUAUUGUGAGGGAUGAAUAGAUAUUUGCAGUUGUUGACAGGGGAGCUGCAUUAUUUUGUAAUAUUGAUCAGUGUAAUUUGACCAAAUGACCUACCUAAAUGAUCUCAAUUUAAAAAUGAUCUAGUCACAUUUUACUAGUCAGUUAUAAAUUGUUUUGCUGUAUAAAUGUUCAUAUAAAUGGCAAGUACAACUUUAUAUUGUAUGAACUGUGUUGAACAUGACGUAUGUUGUGAUAUAUUUAUACAUUAUACAUAAUUUUAAGCUUUCUUGACACACAAACAGACAGAAUUUACAUUUUAUUUAAGAAAAUCAGUUAGCUCCAACUCUAAGGGGGAGCUGCUAAUUAUUCAUGAGAAUACCAAUGUGCAACUAAAUUAUGCAACUAAUUUACAGUGAUAUUGUUUAUAUACUUUUUUCUUUGUGUCCUUUGUAGCAAUAAGAGCCACAGGUUGGCAUUGUGAGUGAGGACAAAGCAAAAUGUAGUCAAGGUUUAUCUAAAUAACAGAGCAAUAGCCUUUCUUGUGUGUUGCUGUUUGUCUUCAGUGUUUAGUGACCCUGCACUUUCAGAGCUCUUGUUGACAGUGUAUAAAAUACAGUUCCAGUCUUCUGUAGGAUGUAUUAUUUAUAAUGAAUUGUUUCAUUACCAUUCACAAUAUUAAUUUAUUUUUGUAUAACUAAUAUUUUUACUAAUGUACAGUAAUUUAUUUAUAAUUUAUUAGCGGGGUAAUGUGCAUGUGGAAUUCUUUUGCAGCAGAUUUUAUUCCCAACUUCAGCAGAUUUUUCACCAGUGUUUGCAGAAAUAGCUGAGAAAUUUAGCUUUAUUGCUAGGAGUGUGAUUGAAAGCUUUUAACUUGACCAAUACAUUGUUCUACAUGUCCCUGUGUUAUAGACUAGUGCAAGAGUUUUCUAGUUUGUAAAUAUGAAGCCAGUGUCUAGCACUGGAGUACCUGUUAAAUGACUCAUCGCAUGGAUUAUCCACUAACUCCAAUGACCUUCUCUGAACAAAAAAUAAAUCUUGAAAUAUUUUAAGGGACUCAAUCAUAAAUACUGAGCUGAGCUAGUAAUUUCUCUAUUAGAUAUGCACAGAUUUUUACAUUUUUAUAGCAUACUUCAUUUGUAGCCAAAAUAUGAUGUUGUUUUUUUACAUUAUUAUAAAGCUCAAUAUGUACCAAAAUACUUUAAAAAAGUUAUUGAGUUCAUAGUUUCAUGUUGGAAUGGCUUGUACUAAGUACAGUAUGUAUUGAUGCCUUGUGGCACUUCACAGCAGUACAAUGAUUUUGUUAGUGAAUUGAGUAAUAUUAAGAAAUAUGUUUUGAAAAUCAGUACAGCAUAUAAAUGCACAAACUGUACAAACGGUUCCUAAAAUGGCAAGUGCUGAGAGCAGUUUAAAACACUGUCUGGUUUUGACAGCUAUACACAACAGUUUCCACAGUUUCAUUGUGCUCAAGUUGUAAUUACUUCUGAACAUAUCGAAAUGAAAGUGAUAUCAUUUAAACACAUACAAGUUCUUUCUUUGCUACUUAGUUAUGCUAUUAGCUAUAAAGCUGUGACAAAACAGACUUGCGUUAUGGUUCUCGCCACAAGCUAUAAAGUCUGUACUGUGCAAUAAUUAUUUCAGUUUUAGUGUGAAUUAUAUCUUAAUAACAUAUCAUUGUGGAUUUUAUAUGUGUCAUUGCAGAAUGCUUAAAAUUUUCACUGGACUUCAGAGAAAGGCACUAGCUAAAAUGAGUUUAAAGUAAAUGGAAAUUUUCUUCAUUGAGAUAAAAAAGUUUAUUUAUAGACACAUACACACAGUGAUUUAUCCAUAGUUGAUUUAUAGCAUUCUGCAGAUCACACUCUGCUCUCAUAAAGUGCGUACUAAAUAUUAUGUGACUUUAGUUUUAAAAAAAAAAUGAAUUUCAUUUAGUGCAGCAUACAGUUGUGGAAUAUAUUAAUGAGCAGCUACAAGAGCAGACUGUGUUGUAGGAAGAAUGUUUUCUUCAGAAAUAAAAGUUCCACUACAGUACUUAAAAAGUCAUUGUACCAGAACCCAGACAUUAAGCAGUUCACCUUUAAAUAUACACAUAAAAACCAAGUAGAAAAAUGUGUUAACCAUAAACACUAUGAGCUGGAGAUGGCAACUUGUAGAAACAGACGUACAAUGUAUGUAAGCAGAAUUAUAUAAAUAACGGGAAAGAAUUCUCCUUCAGUUAUUUUGCAUUUUGAAAUAUU
Molecule: messenger RNA, 5141 nt
Organism: Schistocerca americana (American grasshopper)
Lineage: Eukaryota; Metazoa; Arthropoda; Insecta; Orthoptera; Acrididae
Gene: onecut
Product: hepatocyte nuclear factor 6
Exons: 5
Coding region: 134-1993 (619 amino acids)
Biological process (GO): regulation of transcription by RNA polymerase II
Cellular component (GO): nucleus
Molecular function (GO): DNA-binding transcription factor activity, RNA polymerase II-specific; RNA polymerase II cis-regulatory region sequence-specific DNA binding
Source: RefSeq, a predicted model, not a curated record